Molecule: messenger RNA, 4843 nt
Organism: Tachysurus fulvidraco (yellow catfish)
Lineage: Eukaryota; Metazoa; Chordata; Actinopteri; Siluriformes; Bagridae
Gene: cobll1b
Product: cordon-bleu WH2 repeat protein-like 1b
Exons: 14
Coding region: 375-3476 (1033 amino acids)
Molecular function (GO): actin monomer binding
Source: RefSeq, a predicted model, not a curated record
CAGCGCAGUGUACAGAGUGGACGCGUUGAGAAAGCUGCGCACUGUGUGAAAGAGGAGUGCAGGGGGCGCGUAUUGGCACACACUCGGCCCAUCGUGUCAUGACUGGAAUAUGUACACUGCUGUCUUCCACUGCAGAGCUAAAGAGCAAGUGUGUGUGUGCAAGCGGGGAUCCGAAACAGAGGAGCGACUGUUGAGUGCAGCAGGACUGCUAGAGAGGGAAUAAUGGUAGGAGUUGCAGGUUUCUGAGUUUCGAAGGGAAGCAGGAACACAAGCAACUUACUUGCUUGGACGGAGAGCAAUGUGGCAAGCAGUGGGGCAGAGAAGCGGAAGUGAUUUAGGGUUAAUAAGAGUGUCAUUUUAACAGAGAGAUACUGAUGAGAGUUGAGAAUCUUGGUGAGGAUCAAGGAGGAUCCGGCCGGGGAGUUUGUGUCAUGCAGCCGAGCAGAGGAAUGGAUGGAGAUGUUUGUCAGGACGCCCAACACAGCCGGCAAACACACAAACGGAGGUCAUCUAAAAACAAGGCACCCCUGCCUCCAGCGGUGGUGCAUGGUUCAUGUGUAUCAUCUCAUGCCCCUGCAGUAACACACACUACCAUGGAGCAGAAGGAGAAUUUACUAGAACAAGAGCUGUUACUGACUGUGGUGCUGCCUGAAGGAGUGGAGAAGACCACAGUGGUUCAUGGCAGUAAACCCAUGAUUGACCUACUCGUGAUGCUGUGUGCAAAGUACCAUCUCAACCCGUCGGGCCACACCAUUGAGCUAGUCUCCACCAAUAAGAACCACAUUAAGUUUAAACCCAAUGCUCUUAUUGGCGCUCUGGAAGCUGAGAAGGUUCUGCUCAAGCCCAAAGGCAUGGAGGACAAGAAUAAGCAGACUGGACCACAAAUGCCAGAGGCUACUGUGCGCCUGGUAAUAAACUAUAAAAGGACCCAGAAGACAAUUUUACGAGUGAACCCAAAGCUUGCUCUGCAGGAGCUGCUGCCUGCUAUCUGUGAGAAAUGUGAAUUUGAUGUCCAGAGCACUGUGCUGCUGCAGAAUGUGCUCUCCCAGGAGCCUCUGGACCCGAGCAACUCUCUCAAUGAUCUCGGCCUCAGGGAGCUCUACGCCAGAGACACACGGGUUAUCAGUCCAACAGACUUCCCUCCAUCACCAACUCAUUCAGAUGUUAUUCAACCUAGCAAGGACAAACUCCAGAAAGAAAAGGAAAAUAAAGGUCUGUUUGGCAUGUUCAGACGAGGAAGUAAGAAGAAAUCUGAUCAGACACCAACUGUCAGUGCGCCAGCAUCCCCAAUCAACAGGAAAUCGAGACCUAUGAGCAUGAGUUCCCUCAGCAUGCAUUCCUCAACAUACGACACCAACACGAUGCCGUCUGACACACAGAAGAAGAGACGGGCCCCUCUGCCUCCACAAAUGAAGCCCUCUGACCUCAGCCAUAUGCACAGCAACUCUCAAACAAGCAGUCAUCCUGAUGGCAACCAGGUCACAUCUUCUCUGAGGCGAAGUUUAUCUACCGAUUCAUCUCUAAAGAGGAGUAAAAGGAAGGCACCACUACCCCCUAUCUUCCCCAGCAACCCCUCUGUGACCCAUGAUGAACAAAUCCAGGAUACAGCUGUAACAGGGUUGCUACCAACUCCUAAAGAGAUCCCAGAAAGUCAGGAGUCUGAAACCACUGUCAUCACUGUAAACUCCAGUCCUGAGAGCUUGAGUCCUCUGCCAGAGCUUCUGGAGGAUGACAUCAGCGUUAACCUCUCUGCAGACGUUUCUCUGGACUCUGGCAGAGCUGAAACUGCCUCACCGCCUCAGGAUUCAGAGAUGGAAAGUGUAGCUUUACCUACAGAAAGCCUACAAAAAGUAUCCUCUGAUCUGACCACAGAUGGCAAAAUAGCUGCAAACUCUGAGGUGAGAAGAAAUCAGCCAGAGGCUGAUUCUGAUGCUCAAUUACAGUCAACAAACAGAGCCAGUGUUGACAAGGGGACUGAAACAGAAUGUUUCACUGCUGAAUGUUCUACAGCAUUGAAGGAAUUGAGCACUGCACCGAUGGAUGCAUCCCAGAGUUCUAUAGACCUACUCAUACACACCCAGCGAGCAGAACCACAGGCUCCUCCAAAGCCCAGUUACGCAGCAGCUGCAGUACAAACAACACCAAACAGUUCCUCCACUGCAACCAGUGAAAGUCAGACACACACUGAAAUUCAAACAGAGACAAAAAACUCAACGGAGGCUACACCUACCCCAGAGUCAACUGUCUGGAUGCCUGUAACCUUAGGGAGCCCCAAAAGGGACAUGGCCACAUCUACAGAAGAGCCCCAAUGUCAAGAAAUUCCCUCUGUUCAAAGUGUUGAUGUGCAGAAAUUCGCACGUACUCACUUCUCUGAAAGCCCCAAAUUCACACAGACUCCCAAUCCUGGAAAACAAAAGUCCCCAAAGACUAAGCCUAAGCCCUCAAAUGAACUGACCCGAGAAUACAUCCCUAAAGUAGGCAUGACCACCUACACUGUUGUGCCUCCAAAGACCUUGGACAAGCUACGAUUCUUCGAAGUGGAGCUGACGCUUGAGUGUCCCAGUGUGCCUGGAGUUAAGGAAGUGAAUGUGGAGCCUUUAAGUCAAAAAGCUACAACACCACCAGCAGCAACAUCUCCCACCAGGUUUGAAUGCAGGCCUGGCAGUGGCAGUGAUCUCUCUCCACCCAUUUCACCAACUAUAGAAUCUCCUACAAACUCCUCCUGUACUUCUCAGUACAAGGAGAAGAAAGUUCCACCUGCAACCAGGCCCAAACCAGCUUCAUUCCGCUUACCACAGAAUAAAAGAACACCUGGAAGUUACGUCAGUUCAGCGUUGGUGCGCAGUAUGAGUUUAAGUGAGGAAAAGGAGCCUUUACGUAGCCCGCAAAGGGAGAGUUUCCAUGGGUUUACGCAGGAGACCUUCCCCCCUCCUCCACCACCCAUACAGUGGGAGGAUGAAAAAAAGAUUACAGAGGUGCAGCACAUUUCUCCACCAAUGUCUCCUCUAAAGCAGGAGGAGAUGGAGAAAUCUAGUCCAGCUUCCUCUCCGAGAGAGACUGAAGUGUUCAGUAGAUCAGGGCAUUCGGUCCUGCCACGCCAAACGAGUUUACCGACUGCUGGCCUGACUCUGGAAAAGCUGCGGAGUUUUGCUGCACCCAAGCCAUACAUCUCAUCCACACCAUCACGCUUUGCCCAGGCUGUCAAUUCUGCAGUCAAGAGAUCACAAUCUCUUACCCAUAAUCCUAUUGGGCUGUGCAGUCACAAGGUCCCUUUGACGAUCACUAAACGUAGCACAAUUAGAGAGGCAGAUGAGUUUGUUGAUUUGCCAACUUCAAGGGAUGUGGACAGUGGUCAUGGACAGAGGAAGAGCAGCAGUAACUCUUGUGGUUCUCCUAUUGAGGACACUGAGGACGUGUGGAAAAGGAGAACACCUGAGCUCUCCACAAAUAGUGGCUCUAACACUCACUGCAUCUGAUUUGCAGUGAUGUUUGGUGUCUCCUGUGAUGUGUCCAGUCCUGAAGACUUUGACUGCACAGGAACAGAGUAUUUAACCACUUUUUUUUAGCUUUAACCUUUAUCCCAAUGUAGUGCCUUAAGGAGCACUUUUUGAGCUCAGUGCCUUUAUAUUUUGUCCUCACCCCAUAAUUCCUCUUUUCCAUCCACUGUGAGGACACACCAGCUCAGCAUACCUAAACCAAGAACAGUACAGGAGGACCACAGCCUUUUUUUUUCUUCGCUUUUUUAUCUUCUGUGUUGGCAAUUUUCUAAUGCUUGAAUGAUUUUUAUCUCCAGGAAGUAACAUCUGUUAAGAAACAAAUGGCUUUUUUGUGCAGCCUGCAUUUAAUAUCUUGUAUGACAACAAACCUUUAGUUGCUUUCAAUAGCUGCUGGGUUACUGGUUAAUUAGUAAUUUGUAGAAAAUAUCACAUUCAGCGAAAUCUAACUGUGGACACAGGGAUCAUGACCAUUUUCUUUUAUUAUAUAAUCAGUUUUAUUAUACAUUCAGAAACUUUGAUUGCGCUAGGCUGUUCUCAGUGUUAAAACUGAUAAAUGCUAACGGGCCUUUAUUGGACUACACUGUAUUGUCGAAAUGUCCAUGCAUUCCCUUUCCUGUACUUUUGCUCCCCUUCUCUGUCUGCAAAAUGCCUUAGAGUGUGUGUAAAAUCUCACUUAGCAAUAGUUAAUAUACAGAAGUUAAUAUACAUAUAGUCUCUGCACUCUAAGUAAACAUGCAAUGCUCUUGAGGGAAAAAGUUCACAGAGUUUAAAACGUUUAUACACAGCAUUUGCCAUUUCUGAAAGCUUGACUACACUUGUUUCGUUUAUUAUAGUCUCAAAUGCCUUAUAUUAAAAGCUGAUAUGUUAUUACUUUAAUUAUGAAUAUGUUCAGGUUUAUGGAAUAUGGGUUGUAUUAUUUGUGUGUGAUUCCCUUUAACUUAUUAGAUGUAGUGUGUAGAGUAUUGUGACUAUCAGUUCAUGUGGAAAAGGUACUCAGAUUUGUCAGACUGGUGUUGCCCUAUAUUUGUGUGCAUGUAUACUGAAUGCACAACUUUAGUGCAGCUAAACAUUACUGGUGAAUAUGACAGCUGUAAAUUACAUGUCAUGAUUUCAAUGAAGUAAGCAGUAUGUAAAGGCAUGUACCUGCACACAUAUAAUAAUGCAUUACACAUAUGGGGGUAACCUGUUUGUGUAACAAACAGGUAUGAGGGCUGCAAAAAGAAAAACUUUUUAACUAGGCUGAGCACAAAGAAAAACACACUGUUCAUUGCUCAUGCUUGUUUCAAAGGCGGUUCUGCUGUAAUAUAUUUUCAAACUGUGCAUUAAAGUGUAAUGCAUAAACCUUU